AUGUCAACAUACUCAGGCCCACCAUCAGGUAAUCCAUACUGGUAUUAUGAUCCUCAUGGAUAUCAACCAAAUGUUAGUGUAUCAUUCAAUACAAAUAUUUCAGUUAAUACACCACCACCAUCUCAUCCAUCAUUUGAUAUGUAUAAUAAUAGUAAUAAUAAUAGUCGAUUUGCUGAUUCUGGUUAUCUUUCUCGAACACCUACACCACCCACACCUAUACGUAAUCCAUCACCACAACCUAUGCCAACAAGACAAGAAUAUGAUGAUGAUGAAAAUGAUACAAAAACCUCAAAUGAAGCUAAACCACGUUUACCCUAUGUAAAACGUACAAGAAUUCAAUAUACACUUCAACAAUUACAAACCUUGGAAGAAGCAUUUCAACAUAAUCAUUAUCCAGAAGUAACAACUGUUGAUGCGUUGGCAGAAUUACUCGAUGUUCGACAUGAAAAAAUAUCAAUCUGGUUUCAAAAUCGACGAUCACGUUUCAAGAGACAACAGAAACCAAAAGCUACAUCAUCAACAAAUGAUGUAACUAAAAAACUCACGCAUUCAGUUCCAGUACAAUCAACUGUAUCAUCACCAUCCUAUGAUCCAUCAACUUCGUAUUAUCCACCCUAUUUUUGGCCGUCGCCAGUUGUGGAUAGUCGAUCAAUAGGAACGUAUUCGAUGAACUCGCAUACUCC
This is a messenger RNA of Adineta steineri, 683 nucleotides long. The record is from the annotation of a GenBank genome assembly. Lineage: Eukaryota; Metazoa; Rotifera; Eurotatoria; Adinetida; Adinetidae.